GCGGCAAACAUUUACUUCCGGUAUAUUUUUCGCACAACAACAACGUUAGGAGACAGCUAAAACAGAUUUACAAGAAUAAUGGAAAAGACUCUGGAAAAAUCGAUGGACGAAACGUUCCGAGUCCCAGGUGUUGCAGGAGUUUUGUGUGCUGAUGAGCAUGGCCUUUGUUUAUCAUCCAAGGGGAUUGCCCAGAAAGAGGCUGCGGGACAGCUAGCCAGUCUAGCGCGACAGGCACAGCAGCUACACCCCACCAACCCAAGCCCUGUCAUUGCUAUAGAAGCUGAAGGAGGAACGAUUUUGAUAAAGAGUGAAUCAGAGGUGACCAUGGCUGUUUACAAGGCACCAAUAUCAUGACAGAUCUAUUCUUGUGAUACAAAGUUGGAUGCUUCAGACUUGCCUGUGUGAGAGAAGGAAAUGCACAUACAUACAUGUUUGAAUCAUCAACCUCUUUCUCGGACGACCUUGUCUAUAAUGAGAGCAUCUACAGUUAUCUGUUGUGGGUAGUGUGCAAUUUCUGGAAUCCUUAUCUCGGGAAGGGGAGGUUACUCUCUGUAACAGGAAAGUAUAACUGACACUUAAUUGUCAGUGGUAAUAAAAAUGUACAAUGUAGAUAAAACUAUGUGAUAUGUCAUUUAUAUUUGUGAAAUGAAUGCAAAUAUUUAAGAAAUAAAAUAUAUUAGAAAGA
Mizuhopecten yessoensis (Yesso scallop) is the source of this 685-nucleotide messenger RNA. Its product is annotated as ragulator complex protein LAMTOR5 homolog. Gene Ontology annotation, biological process: positive regulation of TORC1 signaling; cellular response to amino acid stimulus. Gene Ontology annotation, molecular function: guanyl-nucleotide exchange factor activity. Gene Ontology annotation, cellular component: Ragulator complex; cytoplasm; lysosome. The coding region runs from base 79 to 354 and encodes 91 amino acids. The transcript is spliced from 4 exons. The record is from RefSeq and is a predicted model, not a curated record. NCBI's taxonomy places the organism in Eukaryota, Metazoa, Mollusca, Bivalvia, Pectinida, Pectinidae.